Molecule: messenger RNA, 1065 nt
Organism: Kockovaella imperatae
Lineage: Eukaryota; Fungi; Basidiomycota; Tremellomycetes; Tremellales; Cuniculitremaceae
Exons: 9
Coding region: 1-1065 (354 amino acids)
Cellular component (GO): nucleus
Source: RefSeq, a predicted model, not a curated record
AUGGAAUCCUCCUUACUGCCCAAGCUCCGCCGGACGGUUGAGAAAGUCGUCUCGGAAGCUGCUGUCCCCCACGGAUCACUUGAACGAGGAGAGUUCACAAUGGGUUCCGCGAGGCAAACGAUAAGUCAGCUCAUGGGGUUGGGCAAGAAAGGACUGGAUGUAGACGAAUGGAGAGGUCAAGUGAAGAAGCUUGUCCAAGAGGCUAUCGAUCGACUGGGUGAAGAAGGAUCUGAACAGGAGAGUGGAACUGGAUCCCCUGGACCUUCUGCAUCUACAUCCAGUGCUGAGUCUCCUCCGCCGAAGAAGGCAAAGAGGAAGCCGAUAAAGGAGAGUGGGGCAUCCAAGUCCACAGCGAAGCAUGGAAAAGCUGGUCCUAGGGAGAAGAAGAGAAACGCAGCCAAAGAACCAACACCAGACUCGGAAGCAGAUAUACAACCAAAGUCUCCACCUGGAUCUGAUGAUGAACGAUCGUUAAGGCAAGAAGCAGAAGCCCAAGGCUCGGAAUCUGAAAUGUCCUCCGUCUACGACGUAUUGCCGACCAAGAACCGACGGGAACGCAAGUCUAGAGGAGGAGAAGAAGAUUCCGCGAGUGACAUCAAGAAGUCCAAGGCUUCGAGGAAGAGUAAGACGAAGAAGGAUCCCAAUGAAGGCCUCCCGCCGGAUGAAGCUAAGAUUGCGGAUUUGAAGCGAUUCGUGGUGGCUUGUGGAGUCCGGAAGCAAUGGGGUAAAGAGCUGGCGGACUGCCCGACCGCUAAAGAUCAAAUUCGACAUCUCGAAAGUCUGCUUAUCUCUCUCGGUAUGAAAGGGAAACCGACAAUGGGCAAAGCAAAGGCCCUGAAAGAACAACGCGAACUAGCGGCGGAGCUCAACGAUGUCAGGCAGUUUGAAGCUGCCCGCGGUGUUUCUUCGACGGAGGGUGGGACGAAGAGCCGUGCAAGGAAGACCGGGGCCCUUGAGUCUGAUGGUGGUGAUGAAGAUGAUGAUGAUGAACAGAACGUGCCAAAGCCAAAGUCCGCCUUGGCCGCUGUGAUGGACUUCUUGGGCGAGGAUGACAGCAGUGACUGA